This is a messenger RNA of Symbiodinium natans, 1173 nucleotides long. NCBI's taxonomy places the organism in Eukaryota, Dinophyceae, Suessiales, Symbiodiniaceae. The record is from the annotation of a GenBank genome assembly.
AUGAUGACCAGUUUUUCUGGCCUUUUGAAGCAUGGAGCUUCUUUAAAGACCGGGACCCUCAGAAGCCCAUAUUUUGAUGGCCGAUGCUAUGCCCUUUCGCAGGCCUUGGCAUCCGACAUUGUUGAUGGGAAUCUGCAGAAUCUCUCCCGGGCGGCCUACGAGGCAGACGGAAGUUCCUCUGAAGAUGUGGACAUGGGCAAGUGGGUGAAUCUUUCAAGUCUCAACGUGGACCUCGAAAGGGUCCACUUGAGUACUGACUUGACCGCGCGUGUCUUGGAAGCAUUCUUGAAGAAUGAGGCCGCAUACGAAUGGCCAGACCUGGCUUUGGGGAACUCGUAUUUUUACUACUGGAAUGCACGAGCAGUGGCAACAUUCAAGCAUCUGGUCUUUGCAGCUGUGAAUUCUCCAUUGCAUGGCUCCGAGAUCUUGAAGCGUUUGCCACAGCAUGCUCCCCAAGUUCCGCCUUCAGAGACUUCACACAUGCAAUCGCUGUUCUUGAAGCUUGAAAGAGAUGCAGAGGCCUGUCUCACUUGCAGGGCUCCGGCAGAAAGUCCCCGGUCUCCCUGGCAGCUCAUCAUGAGAACAAUGUCUUCGGAGACGCAAGCAGUCGUCAAGACAGUACAUCCAGGGCGGAACAGCCGGAACAGCUUUGCUGUGGUACAUGUUCGGUGUGAUCCGAACAUCCUGAAGAGACACGCUGACUAUGGUCUCUUGAGGCACCGCUUCGUGGCAGACCGCUUACCGGCCAAUGUGCAAAAUCUGGUCGUUGUGGGCGAAUCCAUAUCCUUUGAUGUGAAGAAUAUCUGUGGCAAAUGCAUCAAGGAUUUCCAGGAGUACAUGGAGCAGAGGAACGUCUCGGUGGAGCUGCGCUCCAAUGGCACUCAGGAGGAGGACUGGCACUUUCUGGCAUCGGCGCCGUUGCUCUUCUGCGCGCCGUCGACUUUUUGUGCAAGUGCAGCAUUUGGGAACCCAAACCAGGUCUUCUUGGCUGUGAAUGACAACACCUCCGUCCGACAGCCCUUGUUCUCUGUGCCUUCGCCUCGUAACCUGCAGUGGGUGCAGACCGACUUCCUUCCUGGACAGUGGCUGAAGCACCAGAGCUGGGAGGACACGCGAGACUACCUCCGGGCAAGCAGCUGCGCGGUGAGUUUCUGUGUUCCUCGUGCGAAUUGA